AGUCAUCGAGCGUACUCGGUGAAAAGUAAGGCCAAAGAUUUCAACAAGCUCCUUGACCAGAUCGGCGACGAGAAGACCCUGGCAUCGCAGAACACUCUAAAAUACGUGCGCAGAGUGGGUGCCGGGUCCAUUAUCAUAGUUAUAUGCUCAUUGUUCUGGGCCAGCUCGCUCACGGCCCCUGUAAAAGAAUCGCCUGUUGACGUUGGGAAUUUGGCCCAGGACGUGAGAGAC
This is a messenger RNA of Metschnikowia bicuspidata var. bicuspidata NRRL YB-4993, 231 nucleotides long. RefSeq lists its product as uncharacterized. The transcript has a single exon. The annotation marks the transcript as partial. NCBI's taxonomy places the organism in Eukaryota, Fungi, Ascomycota, Pichiomycetes, Serinales, Metschnikowiaceae. The record is from RefSeq and is a predicted model, not a curated record.